GCCAAGUCUUCUUUUUGUAACACGUUUCAAAAGCAGGUGAUUCCGACGACGGCGUGUUUCGUGACGAAGCAGGACCAGAAUGAUAAAGAAGACGCUAGUAGUCAAAGUUUCUAAUGGUAAACAAGAGAAGAAAAUAAGAAUACUUCUAGAUUCUGGUUCACAGAGGACAUAUAUAAAGAGGGAGCUGGCAGAAGAUCUUGGACUUCAGGUAACAGGCAACGAGAACCUCAGCCACUCGCUAUUUAGCGGUGUGAAGAAACCAGCAAAAAUACAUAAAGUCUUCAAGUUUAGAGUAAGUAGUUUAGAUGAUAAGUUUCAUACUACUAUGACAGCAUUAGAACAAGAUGUGCUUUGCGGAAGUUUACCCAAAGUGCAAGACCCAAAGCUGAUAGAAAACUUGAGGAGGCAUCAGAUCUGGUUAACUGACGCAGCGGAAAGUAUCAAAGAUAUUAGUAUAUUAAUUGGAUCGGAUCAAUUAGGUUACAUUAUUAAAGAAAACUUCAUUCGGUUAGAUGACAAUUUAGUAGCAAUACCAACAAAACUGGGGUGGACACUACAAGGCCCAGUUCAAGGAAGUAAAUUGGAAAGAGUUAGAAGAAGAAACAAGCUCUUACAAUAUCCAACGGAAGUUUUCAGCUCCAGCAGCUCCCUGGUGGGGAGGGUGGUGGGAGCGAAUGAUAAGGUUAGUGAAAGACAUGCUCAGAAGGAUAUUGGGCAGAACAUCGGUUAAUUGGAUUGAGCUAUCUACGAUAUUGUGCGACUGUGAGGCAGUCAUAAACAGUCGACCGCUUACUUAUGUGGAAAUGGGAGACGUUAGACCGUUAACGCCAAUGAUGUUCCUGCAUGGAUUACCGUCUAACGAUACACCGGACUUAGAUCAAGUUGAUCAUAAUAAUUUGAACAUUAGAUACAAGUAUCUACAACAAUUAAGAGAAGAUUUUAGAAAGAGAUUUAAGACUGAGUAUUUAUCACUAUUGAUUAGUAAAGGAAAACAUGAAUAAAGAACCUGGAAAUGUGAGGAAAUAAUAGUUUUAUUGCAAAGAUCCCUCACAUAUAUCACUUGCCGCACUCACACCUUCACAGCACCCCAAAGUGCACAGUAGGAGAAAUCUAAGCUAAGCAUAAUCCUUAGUAACCAUUUAAGGACUCUUAAUUGCGGCAGAAAGUGAAAUAUUGCGAUAAAAUAUUUACUAAUUGACUAAUUGCUUAGUUAAGUAAACUAUAAGCGAUUUAUUCGUUCACUUUUAUUUCAUACACUGUAUUUUAGAUUAACAUGUAUGAUUUAUUAUCGUCAUAAGUAUGUAUGUGUACAUCAUGUUCAGUCACAUUUUUAUUUAGCGGCUCACUGUUGUAUGUAUGUAGACCCACUUGAGUUGUAUUAAACUUUAUAAAUGUUUG
Molecule: messenger RNA, 1398 nt
Organism: Papilio xuthus (Asian swallowtail)
Lineage: Eukaryota; Metazoa; Arthropoda; Insecta; Lepidoptera; Papilionidae
Exons: 2
Coding region: 80-730 (216 amino acids)
Biological process (GO): proteolysis
Molecular function (GO): aspartic-type endopeptidase activity
Source: RefSeq, a predicted model, not a curated record